This is a messenger RNA of Lucilia sericata (common green bottle fly), 1934 nucleotides long. RefSeq lists its product as uncharacterized. The coding region runs from base 102 to 1745 and encodes 547 amino acids. NCBI's taxonomy places the organism in Eukaryota, Metazoa, Arthropoda, Insecta, Diptera, Calliphoridae. The transcript has 7 exons. Gene Ontology annotation, molecular function: RNA binding. The record is from RefSeq and is a predicted model, not a curated record.
AUUGGCUUUCGUGUACUUUUGAAGAUAGAAGAUACUAGAAAUUAGUCAACAAAGCCUCUUUAAUUAAUAACUUUAUCAAUUUUUUCGCACAAUUUGAAAAAAUGCAUAGAUUAAACAAACGCAUGAGAAAUUCCAAAGAUGAACAGUACACGAUUAUUGGAGAUCAAGCCUACACUGAUGAUAAUAUUUUGAUAAAUAGCAUAUUCAUUUCUAAUUUAUCGGAAAAUAUCACCAUGCAACAGGCUUUGGAAUAUUUCCAGCAAUUUGGCAAUGCUUAUUUGGUGGAAAAUAAUGAAGGUCAAAACGAUAUAAUAAGCUUUGAUGAUCCUAAAGUAGCGGCCGUAGUUUUACAAAAAAUCGAUCAUAUGUUAUUGAAUUGUAACAUUAAGAUACACGCCUGUAAGAGUUACCAACAACCACAUGAUUAUCGAACUGCUAACAAACUACUACCCAGUAGUAAAACUGAUUUCCCACAUACUGCAAAGAGCAGUUCGUAUAAAUCGUACAAUAAUACAAUGAUUUUUCAUUUAAACAAUGAUUGUCUAAUAUAUAUUUGUAAAAAAUUGGAACUAGAAGAUCAAAUUAAUUUUGCUCUUUCAUGUCAACGUUUUGCCGAAAUUUUGAAAGUUAUUUUAAGAGUAUAUAAAGAAUUAGUCAUCAAAGUGCCUUGCACUAAUGAUAAAGUAGAAUUUUUCUUUCAAUCUAUGCGACCUCAAGUUAGACAAUUAUGGGUAAAAAACGUAGAGUUAUUAAAUAUGAUGUUAUUUUGUACAAGUGUUGAAAGCCUCAUUAUUGUCAACUGUGAAGCUGAGGAACUUACUUAUCCAGUAUAUCAUUUAAUUGAUAAAAUGAUAUACUUAAAGGAAUUGAAAUUUGUCUAUGUGGAGAUAAGUGAUAUUUUAAUGGAAAAAAUUAGUACAUUUAAUAAAAUAAAAUUUUUAAAUGUAAUAGAUUGUUUUGUAACGGGUAAAAAUCUUCAUAUUACUGGUCUCGAAGGAUUGAAUUUGGAAAAAUGCUGUCAGGUAGAAAAUCAGUAUUUUACAAUAAUAUGUCAAAAUCAUACAAAUUUAAAUUACCUCGAUAUAAGAGAUGCUGAGUUAAUGAAACCGGAAAUUUCAGAGCAAAUUUCGCAACAUUUAAAGCAAUUGAAAACUCUAAAAAUAACAAACUACGAGCAAAAUUUCAACAGCAUCGCACAAUUGCCAAAUCUAACGCAUUUGGAAAUUAAAGGUAUUUAUAGAGCUUAUCUACCGAAAGAAUUUUUUAAUGAAUUGGUAAAACAUAAAGCCGACAAAUUGGAAGUAUUAAGGUUGAGUGGUAUAAAAAGAGAAACUAUAUCUUCAGAAAUAAUUUCAUUAAUUGCUGAAUUGAAAAAGUUAAAAGUUCUAUACUUCAGUUGUCAUUCCACAUUUGACAAUAAGGAUUUAGAGAAAUUGUCACAACUUACCGAAUUAGAAGUUAUUAGUUUAGACAAUUGUGAUACUAAAACCGACAAGGACAUAUUAAAACUUUUAAGAAAUUGUCUAAAAUUAAAAUACAUAGAAUUAUAUAGUUUUCGUGUACCUCGUGCUGUUAUUCGCAGUGCUGCGAAAUUGGUAAAAGAACAACUUGACGCUUCGCUUCGUACAGUUCCUGUAAAACUAUUUUACACAUAUAUGAUAGAUUUUAAAUUUUGGAAUAAGACUAUUAUAUUAGGAGCAUCUGAUUCGAAUGAUGAUGAUAACGAUUCAUCAGAAUCAAUUUAAAGGUUCAAAACAAGAUCCAAAACAUUUCGGGGAAACAUUUCCAAAUAAAACAGAAAACUUAUGGGCAUUUCUAUAAGAAGGAUAAUGGAAUAAUUAUUUCAAACCUAUGGAUCUACUUCAAAUUUAUAAAUAAUAAUUUAAAAUUGUUAAUUAAGUAAAAUUUUUAAUAAAUGAAAAUGAAAACAUUAA